CUUUCUAAACUGAUACUUUGAGCCGGCCACUGAAUCUAUAAGAGCCAAAUCUCUGGAUUAGCAAUGUACAAAUACAUUAACUGUGUUUGCGCAAUGCCUUUCUAGACAGAAGCCUCUGCAACAUACAAAAGUGGUGCUGCUAAAUUACCAAUUUUCUUUACAUUUUCAGUGUCAGUGUAGCACGUGACUCUGCAGUGAAACCUUCACUUUUCACUCCCAUGGCUUCCUCAUUGCCCUUUUAUGCAUGAGCUCAGAUAAAGAUCUGUACUUUGGCUGAUUCUGGAAAUGGGUUCUCGGAUUCAGCUUCUGGGUCUCUGCUUAUGGUUUCACUUUGCAUGUUCAAGCUUCAUUUUUGGUUCCAGAGUGGCAGUAGGAGGAGAUGCAACUGUGAAAGGGACUGUUGCCAUUGAUGACAAAGCUGCGAUUGGAACUAUUGAUGGUGAUUUUGUCUGUGCAACUUUGGAUUGGUGGCCUCCUGAUAAAUGUGACUAUGGGAGAUGCAGUUGGGGUCUUGCUUCUCUUCUCAAUCUGGACCUCACCAACAAGAUUUUUCUUAAUGCAGUGAAAGCCUUUUCACCUUUGAAACUCAGAUUAGGUGGAAGUUUGCAAGAUAAGUUAAUAUAUGGCACUGAAGAUUACCACCAACCUUGUACUCCUUUUGUUAAGAACGCUGCUGAGAUGUUUGGUUUCACGCAAGGGUGCCUUCCAAUGAAAAGAUGGGAUGAACUGAACAACUUUUUUAAAAAAGCGGGGGCUAAGAUCAUUUUUGGAUUAAAUGCUCUUGCUGGAAAAUCAAUUCACGGUAAUUCUGCAACAGGACCUUGGAAUUCCACCAAUGCUGAGUCCUUUAUCAGAUACAAUGUUAGAAAUGGCUACACCAUUCAUGGAUGGGAACUUGGCAAUGAAUUGAGUGGGAGUGGAGUUGGAACAAGCAUUAAAGCAGACCAAUAUGCUUCUGAUUUUGCUGCUUUACGAGACAUAGUUAACAAUGCAUAUGCAGAUAUUGAUUCUAAGCCACUAGUCAUUGCACCUGGAGGGUUCUUUGAUGCAACCUGGUUCAGGGAAUUUAUAAGCAAAUCUGGAAAAGCUUUGGAUGUGGUAACCCACCACAUUUAUAACCUUGGACCAGGAGUAGAUGAACACCUCGUGGAAAGAAUUCUGGAUCCUUCCUUUCUUGAUAAGGAGGCUAGCACAUUCAGUGGCCUCAAAAAUAUACUUGCAAGUACAGGUACCUCAGCAACAGCAUGGGUUGGUGAGUCAGGAGGGGCCUACAAUAGCGGUCAUCAUCUUGUAUCAGAUGCUUUUGUUUAUAGUUUCUGGUAUUUGGAUCAGCUUGGCAUGUCAGCUUCUUAUGACACUAAAACAUAUUGCAGACAGAGUUUGAUAGGAGGAAACUAUGGUUUACUCAAUACUACCAAUUUCCUGCCAAAUCCAGACUACUAUAGUGCUCUUCUUUGGCAUAGACUCAUGGGAAGAAAUGUACUGUCAACUACCUUCUCUGGGACAAAAAAGAUAAGAGCUUAUGCACACUGUGCAAAGCAAUCCAAGGGAAUCACAGUCCUGUUGAUCAACCUAGACGGCAACACAAGUGUUGAAGCUGAUGUUACCUUCGACAACAAUGCAAAGAGUUUGAGGCUGAGAAAGAUGUCCAGUCAUUCAAACAUGAUGGAACUGCCUCUUGCAAGUGAAACAGCAAGAGAAGAGUACCAUCUAACUCCACAGGAUGGGAAUAUACAUAGCCAAAUCAUGGUACUAAAUGGGAAAGCUCUAAGGGUAAACUCAGCUGGUGAAAUUCCUCCUUUGGAUCCUAUAUAUGUGAACUCAUCAGAACCAAUAAGUGUUGCUCCUUUCUCUAUUGUAUUUGCCCAUUUACCUGAUGCUGUUGUAACUGCUUGCGGCUAGUUAGGUGGCACUAGGGGAAACCAAAAUUGGUUUCACUUGGUGGUUUAGCAAAUUACAUGGAAAAAUAUGUCUUAGUUUACCAAUUGUUUAGGUUAAGAACUAGGAUGUUGAUGGCUUUCUGCUAUUGCUGAUCAAGUUCAAUGUGAUUACAAUUUGCUAUUGUAAGCGACAAAUUCAAUUUCUUGCAUCACUGAAUGAGGCAAACCCUCUUUCACACGAAUAAUUGUUUUCUUUCUACA
Messenger RNA from Vigna umbellata (rice bean), 2141 nucleotides. RefSeq names its product heparanase-like protein 3. Gene Ontology annotation, cellular component: plant-type cell wall; membrane. Lineage: Eukaryota; Viridiplantae; Streptophyta; Magnoliopsida; Fabales; Fabaceae. The record is from RefSeq and is a predicted model, not a curated record. Gene Ontology annotation, molecular function: beta-glucuronidase activity.